Molecule: messenger RNA, 2095 nt
Organism: Neltuma alba
Lineage: Eukaryota; Viridiplantae; Streptophyta; Magnoliopsida; Fabales; Fabaceae
Product: BTB/POZ domain-containing protein At5g60050-like
Exons: 2
Coding region: 219-1781 (520 amino acids)
Source: RefSeq, a predicted model, not a curated record
CCCGCACUCGCUCACGCUAGAUUCUUGGAUUCUCUUGUCCCCGUCUCUCUGCUUCCUCUCCUAAUCUGAUUCCCCUGUGUUUUCUUGGAAAAUCUUAAUUCCACUUGAAUUUUUCGUCCAUUCUCUCUCUCUCUCUCUCUCUCUUGGUGCUCAAGAAAUCUCCGUGCGAAGUUCUUGCAUUUGUACUUCACAGCUCUGUGAAGGCACGCAGGGCUUCAAUGGCGGGCGAAAAUGCACUUAAAUCCAGAGAAGUCUCAGCCAUGAUAAAGCAGGGUUUCAUACCAGAUCCAACUCUCUCUUUUUCGCCCUCCCGGGCUAUCUCUAUGGCGUAUUCCCCUUCGUCCUCACCCUCCAAGACCUUCUCUUCACCUCCACCCCCUUUCUCUGCAUCGCCUCAAUCCCAAACCCUGACUCAGAUUCAGACUCGUUCUGGUCAGAGCCAAACCCUCUACGAAAUGAUGUCAGAAGAGCAAAAUCGUGAAUCGAAGCUGCCCGACGAUAAGCGUCGAAAGCUGCAAGAUCGGGUGUCGAAGCUUCUGGAUGAAGCGCCGUUUCGAGACCCUAAUUGGGGAGGACCUGGUGAUGUGAGGCUUACGGUUGUUGCGAGAGACGGGUUUAAAGCUUCCAUGGACGUUCACAAGAGCGUGCUUACAGAGAAGAGCAGAUUCUUCGCCGAGAAGCUUCGGUGUGAUCGUGGAGUCUCGCACUCGGUGGAAAUCAGCGACUGUGAUGAUGUGGAGGUGUAUGUUGAAACUGUGGUAUUAAUGUACUUUGAGGAUUUGAAGAGGAGGUUGAUGGGUGAAGGGGUUUCUAAGGUUUUGAGUUUGCUCAAGGUAUCAGCAGCUAUCAUGUUUGACCUCGGUGUUAUGUCAUGCCUGGAGUAUUUAGAAGCUGUUCCUUGGUCCGAAGAUGAAGAGGCAGAAGUCAUAUCUCAGAUAGAUCAUCUUCAGCUUCAUGACCCUGGAACCGAAGUUCUCCUCAGAGUAUUAUCUGACCCAUCUACUUCUGUAAGAACCGAUGACAUAUUUGUGAGCCUGCUGAGUGGUGUUCUGCAGGCAAAAGAUGACAAAGCUCGUAGGGAAAUGAAAACCCUCAUAUCUCGUUUGCUUAAAGAAGCAUCGGACGAUAGCAGCAGACUAGAUGUAUCUAAAGACACGCUUUAUCAUCUUUGCCAUAGAUGCCUUAGUUCUCUUGUUCUGUGCUUAUCUGAAGCUACUAGCAUGGACGAGAAUCAAAAUCGGGGAGCUUUGAUGAGUGAAAUUACUCGUGAAGCAGACAAUAUUCAGUGGAUUGUUGAGAUUUUAAUUGGUAAAAAAAUGGGUGAUGAUUUUGUCAAAUUAUGGGCAGAUCAGAAAGAGCUCGCUAUGCUUCAUUCAAAAAUUCCAACCAUAUACCGCCAUGAGAUCAGUAGGAUCACAGCCCAACUGUGUAUUGCCAUUGGAAGGGGACAAGUGCUGGUGCCAAAAGAAACGAGAUUUUCCUUGUUGUCGACAUGGCUAGAUGCUCUUUAUGAAGACUUUGGAUGGAUAAGGAGAUCUUCCAGAGCUGUUGACAGGAAUCUGGUUGAGGACGGAUUAAGCCAAACUAUACUCACAUUGCCUUUACUUCAGCAGCAGGCUGUGUUACUUAAUUGGUUUGAUCGCUUUCUUAACAAAGGAGAUGACUGUCCUAAUAUUCAGAAGGCAUUUGAGAUUUGGUGGAGAAGGGCUUUCAUCAGACAGUAUUCAGCUGAGCAGGAUGAUUCCCAGUUGCAAAUAACUGUUUGUGAUUACCCUCCCUGAAAGGUAUGUUAAAGCUCUUAACUGAAUAUAAAAACAAAUUGAAUGAUUUUUGUACAUAACUGGUGACUCUUAUACACACUCCUGCUGACUGCUGUCUUCGGCUAUGAUCGAUUUGCUUUGGUAUUUUUUUUGCCCUGUGACGGAGGCAUAUAUUUAAGGGUAGACGAAUUGGGAAAUAUAGAGGAAACGGAAGGGGCAAAAAACGGAGGGGGCUUGCCAUUGACCUCUCUUGUUUAGUUGUUAUGAACAUCGCCAUGGACGACCCUCUUCCCUGUUUAACUUAUUGACCUCUAAGCUCUAUCGUUAAUUCGUUA